Molecule: messenger RNA, 1698 nt
Organism: Ceraceosorus guamensis
Lineage: Eukaryota; Fungi; Basidiomycota; Exobasidiomycetes; Ceraceosorales; Ceraceosoraceae
Product: DUF1183-domain-containing protein
Exons: 4
Coding region: 403-1377 (324 amino acids)
Biological process (GO): regulation of store-operated calcium entry
Cellular component (GO): endoplasmic reticulum membrane
Source: RefSeq, a predicted model, not a curated record
AGCUUCCACGUCAUUUUGAUUCACAUUCGCUUCUUGCGCAGUAGGGUUCACCAACGGCGAGUCACCAAUAUAGCAAACGGCACUCGCGACUCGCCACUCCAGGACGACCUGCUGAUGUCGCGCUCUUGACUACACCCUCCUAGAAGAGCAUCAACGGAAAAUCGCCGCGCCCUUGCCCGUCGGUACAAUACCCACAGGCUCACCACCUCGGCCCGAAUCCGACAACGUCAAGUCGACUGAUGCGAUCGUGCUGCUGCUCAGAGGCAAUCGUGAGCACCCCCUCCCUCCCUCAUCCGCGGGCCAGACCAGCAGCAAAACUCGACUUCGUUCGAUCGCCACACUCUCGACCCGUAGUGCACUCACCUCUCGAGCACUGAGCAUCCAGAACGACCCUUCCUCAAAAUGCGGCUCGCACAUGUGCUUGCCGCGCUCUCGCUGUGUCUGCUAGCUCUCUCCCCAUCCAAUAUGAUCAUCGCCGCAGUCAGCUCCAACCCGGAACGUAUUCGAAUGGAGAGCAUUCGUCGCUUGACACUCUACGCCGACGCUCUGACAAAAGGUAGAAGGAGCAAACCUAUUCCUCAGCUCAAGUGUCAAGGGGAAGCGUGCGAUUGGGCAAGACCUGACGUGGUCUUUUGCAAAUCCAUCGGUGGUGGGGAUUGGAAAUGCGAAGCGGAUUUGCCCACUUCUGUCAGAUUGGGCAGAGUGGAAGUGUCUUGCGAAGGAUGGGAGCACUCGGAAGAUCCUUUUGUUCUAAAGGACUCUUGUGCUCUCACUUACCGUCUCUUACCCGCAUACAGUGCCGGCUCGAAGCAUCAUACGACAAGUCAUGGACAAGACAAACCAUCGCUGCUAGACACGCUCUUCCCGUACCUAUUCUGGGGCGUGGUAAUCUACAUUGUGCUGCGCUUUGUGCAGAGCUUGAUGCAACCUACUGCUGGUGCUGGUGGACCACGUCGACUAGGCUGGCUGGGCGGAGGUGGACCGGGUUUUGGGGGUGGGCCCGGAGGCGGUGGUGGUGGGGAUGCUCCACCCCCUUACAAGCCGGAUCCUUCGGCAACCUCUUCUGCGGGCGGGGGAGCGCAAAAUGGUGCAGCAUGGAGGCCGGGCUUUUGGACCGGAUUAGGCUUGGGCGGAGUAGCCAAUGCGGCUUGGAACGCAUUCAAUGCACCUCCACGUCCAACAGCUACUUUCGAGGGGAGGUAUGCGGACCCGCGCAACGCGUGGGACGAGGAUAGGUUCGCAACGGGGUUUGGAGCGGGGUUUGGAAGAAGAGAGGAUGGGCGGAGAAGGGGAAAUUCGUCGACUAGGGAUCAACGAGCUAGCGGAUCGAGCGAGAGGUACACUUCGACGGGGUUCGGAGGCACUAGAAACAGGUAAACAGAGCGAGGUGCGAUAGGCAGCCGCAUCGAACCUUUGAUGCGCCGUGGAGAUCCCACAGUCACGACUGCGAGACCGAGUUCGCAGGCACUGAUCAAAUCGAAGAGUCAUGUCACAAGGGGACCCCAUCUGCCCUGGCGCAAACAACGACGAGGAUUUUCUCGGGAUUUGUGCGGCUCUUCAGCGUGACAUUGGCGCAAUGCGAUCAUACAGCGCCUGUAUGGACCUAGGGCGAGUGGUCUAGAUGAAUGACUGCGCAACGCACGACGAUGUCCGAUUCUUGAGAGCAAACAUGUGCGACUGAAAAGGGUCUUGUCAGUC